GGUUAGGAUCCAGGAAGAGAGAAGUCAGUUCAUGGAUAUACAGGAGUCAAGGGAUGAUCCACCUGAUUUCUAUAGGUCGAAAGAUAAUAUAUUCAACUAUGACUGGAGAGAUGACCUCUCACAGAGUCAGAAUACCAAUACUCAGGACUGAAGAAGCAGUAGAGAUAUGGUUAACUUUGAAAGAGAGGAAGAGGAGGAUCCACGAAGUUUGCCUAAAUCACCAGAGCGAUAUACAAGCCAAUGAACAGAUCAAUACACGGAUUCCAACGAUCAAGAUAAUCUAACAUGCUUGCUAGACACUGUGUUAGAAGCUCAGGAUAAGUACAUAUCCAUGUUUCCAAAUAUGGGGAAUUUAAUCCACGAGAAUGAAACAAAGAGUUUUGAAGACAUUACCUUCUGUAUGUUACAGCAGGGCUUGUUCCUGUUUGAUGAAUACAAGAAGCUAAAUACUCGAGUCAACAGUGACUACCUCUCCAUCCUGAACAAACGCUUAUUAUCUGAAAAUGACCAGUUGAAGAAGAUUAAGGACCAGAGUAGUGAAAUCAUUAAAACACUUAAUGAAAAUCUCUGUCACAGAGACAAGCGGAUCGAAGAACAGCUUGAACACACUAAUAAGAAUUUACCUAAAGGAGAUGUAGCGAAGAGAGUAAGAAGAGAGAAGGAUAGAAAUGCUAGUGUUAAUAAAUAAGCUUCAAUUUUAACUCAACCAGAAGGAAGAAGCCACCAAGUUCAAGGAGAUAUCCCUCAAAGCUUGCAAUCAGGAUAUCAAGAAGCUUAGAAAAUCUGUAUUAGAUCUGAAGGAAUCUAUUAAUACUUAUGAGGAGAAGAAUCUGUCACUUCAGUCACAAAUGAAGGCUAAAGAUGAUAUUAUUAAAAAAUUUGAAUCGAAAAUCAAAGGCUUCCAAAAUACCAAAUCUAUUGCUGUUCAAAUGCAGAUUGGAAACUCAGAUGAACUUCAGAGGCUCAAUACCUUAGAAGAUUACGCUUUCCAACAAGAUUCUCCCAUCAGAAACAAGAAGCAUUCCAGUCGAUCAAAUGAGAGCAUGUGACACAGAGAGAAACCUUUGGAUAGAACAAAAUCGAAGGUAAGCAAAAAGACUCCCAUUCAAAAAUUGACUGGUCUGAGCUAUGAUUCUCUGCUUGCAAUGACCAUUACAUAAGCGAAGGAGAUCGAGAAAGGUCUCCGUCAUUUCGAAAGCAUGAGCUAUGAGGACUGAAACAACUGAUCUGUGAUCGACACUUCAAGAUCUUUACAGAGAUUCAAUUUUGAAAGAAAACAGAAUUAUUCUUAACAAAAAACAAAACCUGAAACU
Molecule: messenger RNA, 1313 nt
Organism: Moneuplotes crassus
Lineage: Eukaryota; Ciliophora; Spirotrichea; Euplotida; Euplotidae
Source: the annotation of a GenBank genome assembly